Coniophora puteana RWD-64-598 SS2 is the source of this 2543-nucleotide messenger RNA. RefSeq lists its product as uncharacterized. The record is from RefSeq and is a predicted model, not a curated record. Lineage: Eukaryota; Fungi; Basidiomycota; Agaricomycetes; Boletales; Coniophoraceae. The coding region runs from base 215 to 1156 and encodes 313 amino acids. The transcript is spliced from 19 exons.
GCCGACGUUUGACGGGGCCCGACGCUAUGAUGGCGGGAGGCGGAGGCAAAUUGAGCUGAUGCGGAGUUGACAGAAGGGGACAGAUGACCCACGCGAAGCCGAAGAAGUCAAAUCGCCCCUGAACGACAGUUUAUUAAAAGCGUGAUCCCUCUUUCUCUCCGCCUUUCCUCUUUCUUCCUCCUCAACAUCAUCCAUCCCUCGUAAGCACGCUGCGAUGGGUGAGUAUGACAAGACCAUCGGUGUCUUGAUCGUCGGCAUCUUCUUCAACACCUACCUGUAUGGACUCGUCAUGUACCAGUAUGCGCGAUACAAACGAGCGAAGUUCAACGACAAAUGGCCCAUAAAGGCUAUGGUUGUGUUUUUGUUUCUUCUCGAUGGAGUGCAUAGUGCCUCUAUUAUCUACAUGGCCUGGGAUUACGUUGUCACGAACUACACGAAUCCAGAGGCACUGCUAUGGUCUCCAUGGCCCUUUCCUUUCACGCCUAUCGCAGUGUCACUCGCCGCCGUGACAACUCAAACCUUCCUCGCCUUGCGCAUACGGCGGCUCAGCGGAAAUAGCCUGCUGUUUGGUAUCAUCAUCGCCCUGUCCGUCGCCUCUUUUGCUUUUGGCGUGACAUGUGGUAUCAAAGCGUGGAUGAUCAGCUACAUCCCCGACCUGAUCAAGAUUCGGCACCUGGUAAUACCGUGGCUUGUCCUCCAAGUCAUUGUAGAUGUUAUUGUGACAGCUACUCUUGUGACGCUCAACGCGCGGUCUUGCAACAAGUCCUCAAAAACAAUCAACGUGAUCAGCCAGCUCGUGUUCGGUGCGAAGCAGACUGGUCUCUUCGCUGCGAUUUUCGCACUGUGCGAUCUUAUUUCUUUUCUCGCCGCGCCCACCAUGAAUCUCUAUGGAAUGUUUGCGAUGCCUAUUGGGCGGAUAUACACGAACACGCUGCUUGCUACGCUUUUAUCACGCGAAGUUUCUCGGAGUCGAAGGGCAACGAGCGGCCAAGUCAACUUGGAAACCGAGACUGAGUUUGCGGCGACGCCUGCGUACACUAUGACGAACGUUCGUUUGGACGAGGGUAAGUUAGAUGUGCAUGACGCACCUGCCAGUGACGGCUCUCGGGCGCCGUCACCUGAGCAAUUCAAACGGACUAGCGGAGUCCAUGUAUAGAUCAUGGUCCUGGGUGUUGAGGCUCUGCACCAGCUGCGCUACCUUCGCACCGACUCGUAUCUGAAGGCCAGCUCUCGUAGGAGUCAAGAGGAUUGCCCGUUUAUGUCGGCCAACGCCUCUCACCUCUCUGUCGUUGGAGGGGAUGUAUCAUAUAUGUCGCCCUGGCAGGAUCCAGCGCAUAAUGUUUAUAUUGGGAUCUUAUCUCGUUCAUUUAUAGUACUUGGUACAUAUUGGUUGUUUACAAAUGGAAACACGGCUACUGGACAACACCCUUGGGAGCCCGACGGCUAUUAAGAGACCUUCAAUCACACAAACCAUGCCCCGUCAAAUCAUGCACAACGCAUUUUGCUGAUAUCAGCUGUGGUUUUAUGCGUGCGCAACGCACAAGCAAAAGCAGAUUCUAUCGACCAUCGCAAGCGAGCUUUCGUCCGACGAGGCUGAAUCAGAGUCGGAGACAUCGUCCUCUAAGGGCUGGGUGUCUCCACCCGGGCGCCGACCUGGCACGUCUUUCCUGGCCCAUAUGCGCUGGUUACCGUAUGCGGGAGAGAUGUUCUCCGUCCGACGCCAGCUGCGACGCCAGAAGUUGCGCCAGUAACGCUUUUCAUCGCCUCGAUCAUGAUUGACGUUCACUGUAUGUGACUGUUCAUCUGGUACCUUCGUCGGAGGGCAAGCAUCAUCGUUGGAAGCUGGCGUAUGUCUUUGUUCAUCUGGCAUCUGCUUCACACGAACUCGUCGUCUGAGCUGUCUGAACAUGGAAGCAGUCUUUUUCAAACCCAUCCGAGCAGUUUGUCGGAGUCUUGUAAACUUUGCACCUUGACGUCCCUCAUCCGCGUUCCCGUCAAGGGCCAUGUUGUCUAUAUUGCCAGCUGCCUGACCAUGUUUGGCUUUUGAAAGGGUGACGGGGAAGUCAUCUAAAUCGCUGUCAUGACCAUCAUGCUGGGCGCGGCCCUCUUGACCCGCGUCUCGUGGCCCUUCCCUCUUGGGAGAUCGAGGUAAAACUAACUUGCCCGUGGACAGUUCGCUGAUAUGUAGCGAGUGGCCGUCGCAGGAUGCGACAUGUUUUCCGUCUGGCGAACAGGCAACCAUAGUGACUGUAGAAUCAUGUCGGUGCGGGGAUCUCAGGACACAGUUGCCCGUAGUUGCAUCCCAUAUCUCUAUGUUGCUUCCGGCAGACCCGCUUACAAAGUAUCGGCCAUCCAUAGAGAAAGAAAUGCUGGUGACAAGUUCAUCUACACGACCUCUCAGAGGCCCCGCUGUUAGCUCGCCAGUAACGGCAUCCCAGAAGCAGACGGCGUCCUUAUCCGAGACGCUGGCAAUCGAACGCCCAUCUGGAGAGUAUUGGACACCGCGGACGAGGUGUUGCCUACCAACGAUUGGAUGAAACACG